Messenger RNA from Dentiscutata heterogama, 330 nucleotides. The record is from the annotation of a GenBank genome assembly. NCBI's taxonomy places the organism in Eukaryota, Fungi, Glomeromycota, Glomeromycetes, Diversisporales, Gigasporaceae.
GAAGACAAACUUCCAAUAUUGAAAAUUCCGUUCCUCUUAGGGGUUAUCCCUCUAGUUUUCUCAAUACGGCGUUAGAAGGACAAACUUCCAAUAUUGAAAAUUCCGUUCCUCUUAGGAGCUACCCCUCUCAAGCUAUUUUUUAUGAUCAAUACGGACAGCCAUUAUAUCAUCUUAAUAUUGAUCUCGCUUCUUGGAUGUUAUUGAAUCUGCUAGCUCUUAACUUUUCUAAUCAUAAAUAUUUUUAUUUCUUUACUGCUGUUUUUAAUCCAGUUCAAAUGCCAAAUGAUUAUCAAGGCGCGCAUUAUAAUGAAACAUCAUCAAACUUACAAG